AUGGCCGACGUUGAAGCGAACGUGCCUCCAGGUAGCGCGGAGCGACUUACACCACUCGCCUCUUCGCCGAUGUCACUGGCGUCUUCGCCCUCGUUGCCUACACCGACGCCUUCUGUCGUCGAGUGGGAGGAAGCGGGCAGUCCCGGUUCCUGGUACAGGCUUUCAGACUGGAAUGAAGGGGCCGCUUCCGAUGCCUUCUUCAGGGACACACUGAACUACAGCGUAGACCCGUGCGUUGACUUCAGUGCAUUUACCUGCUCGAUGUGGAAGCCAAUGAACGAUUUCUCGGUCAGCUUCGCUAUGGAUAUGAGCGAAACACACAUGAAGCGAAUGGCGGAGCUUCUGCUGCACGGGAGGCCAACCUUCAAUGCGUCGGCUAUGCCAGCGACGUUUCUGCGCAAAUGCAUGCACCAAGCUGAGAAUCUGGAUUCGUUGCGGGCUGUCAGGCAGUUUGCUAGGGAGCUAGGCAUACCUUGGCCCUACGUGUCCCCGUCUUUUAACCACAGCGAAUACGUCUACCCGCUACACGUUAUCUUCGAGCUGAGCAUAAAGUGGGGCAUUAACACUUGGUUCAGUGUCGUGCUGAGGCACUCCCAGACGUCCGUGACAUUCUACAUUGACACGACCACCGUGCCAUCAGAGUGGCUCAGUUUCGUGCACAUGCUAGAAGAAAACAAUGCCCGUGAAUCGUAUUACCGACAUUUCUGCGAGCUCUACGGCGUCGAUGUUCCCGAACGUGCCACACUGCAAGAAGCGUUGGCCGUCGAAAAAUAUGUGCUCGUCACGCUGGACAGUGCUCGAUGGUCCAGCCCUCAAAAAGUUUUGGAUGAAACGACUACAGAAAUCGAGAGGCGGACACGUAACGUCACCUUGGAAGAGUGGGUCGACGUGGUGCUACAAUUCGCGCCGAACGUCACAGAACCUGAGGCGGUUCAUUUCUAUGUUACCAAUAUGAAACUAAUCGACGUCAUUGAUGAAAUAUUUUACUUUCGUAGCCGCGAUGAAAUAAUGGAGCACUUGGCUUGGUGGUUCGCGCAACAAUACGCGCUUCUUGGCUCAUCCAGGGCGCUCCUAGUCAUCGCCGGCAGUAGUGAGAAGGCCGAAAGUAUCAAGGCCGUCGAGUGCUACAAGAUCGCAGCAGAAAAGUUCGGUCUUCUACUAAAUGUCGAGAGCGCCGCAAGUCUUUUCUCGGCCAUCGACAGGCAACAACUGUCGCACUUCUUCAACCAGCUCGUUGAACUCGCAAUUAAGUUCGUUCACCUAAUGCCUUGGAACGACGAUGGCCACCGGUACGUGUCGCAGAAGUUCGACCACCUUCUAGUAACCCUGUGGCCGGACGACAUGACGGACAUGGACGACGUGCUGUUGCUGAAGUACAGCGACUUUCUUGUAUCGGAUAACUCUACCGAGCCGUCGUUCAUGGAUUACUGGGUGCACGCGUCACAAGUGCUGCAAGCUCUGAGCGACAGCGAGUACGAGUGGAUGCAACACAAAUGGCUCACUCAUGAUGGACGUUUGUUCGUGCACGUAUAUUGGACCAAUCAGCUGACCGUGCAGCACGCUGCCAUGACGCCUCCUCUCUACUACUCCAACAACACUGAUCUCCAGGGGGCCAACUUUGGAGGUCUUGGGGCCUCAUUUCUCGCGAAUGUCCUCGAUAUCUUUAAGCCAUCGGUCGUUUACCUGGAGACAAAGCGCCAGAUUGAACACAUUUUGAGUAGGCACGAUAUGGAGCGCUUCCUGGAGGAGAGUGCCUGCGGAUUAGCGGACGGCUCCCAGGUCCAACAGUUCCUCGCCCUCUCGACUGCCUGGCACGCCUUCAAGCUAACCAGCCUCACAGCGGACCAAGCAUUUGAUCGUAACAAACUGGAGAUCGAAUCGUUCCGCCAGACUCGCUCCUUCAGCGACGAGCAGGUGUUCUUCCUGACGUACUGCCGCAGCCUCUGCAAAAUAUACUCCAACCAUACGUGCAACGACGUUCUGAGGCACUUCGGUGGCUUCGCCGAAGCGUUCCACUGCAAAUCAGGCGCUUCGAUGCGUGCGAGGGAUACCUGCGGACUACUUAAGCCCGUGAAUGCCACGCCGAGCAUAAGUCUGCUCAGUUAG
Dermacentor silvarum is the source of this 2106-nucleotide messenger RNA. Its product is annotated as neprilysin-11. Gene Ontology annotation, biological process: protein processing. The record is from RefSeq and is a predicted model, not a curated record. Gene Ontology annotation, cellular component: plasma membrane. Gene Ontology annotation, molecular function: metalloendopeptidase activity. The transcript is spliced from 4 exons. The coding region runs from base 1 to 2106 and encodes 701 amino acids. Lineage: Eukaryota; Metazoa; Arthropoda; Arachnida; Ixodida; Ixodidae.